This is a messenger RNA of Pteronotus mesoamericanus, 3348 nucleotides long. RefSeq names its product glutamate ionotropic receptor NMDA type subunit 3A (gene GRIN3A). Bases 1 to 3348 code for a protein of 1115 amino acids. The transcript is spliced from 9 exons. Gene Ontology annotation, biological process: ionotropic glutamate receptor signaling pathway; monoatomic ion transport. Gene Ontology annotation, cellular component: plasma membrane. Gene Ontology annotation, molecular function: NMDA glutamate receptor activity. NCBI's taxonomy places the organism in Eukaryota, Metazoa, Chordata, Mammalia, Chiroptera, Mormoopidae. The record is from RefSeq and is a predicted model, not a curated record.
AUGAGGAGACUGAGUUUGUGGUGGCUGCUGAGCAGGGUCUGUCUGCUGCUACCGCCGCCCUGCGCACUGGUGCUGGCCGGGGUGCCCGGCUCCUCCUCGCACCCGCAGCCCUGCCAGAUCCUCAAGCGCAUCGGGCACGCGGUGAGGGUCGGCGCGGUGCACUUGCAGCCCUGGACCACGGCCCCCCGCGCAGUCAGCCGCGCUCCGGACGGCAGCCGGGCAGGCGCCCCGCGGGAUGAGCCCCAGCCAGGGACUUGGCGGCCCCCGGCGCCCUGGCCCGGCGUUCGCUGGUUGGGGAGCGCCUUGCAUGGCCGGGGGCUGCCUGGUGCCCGGAAGCCCGGGGAGAGUGCCAGGGCGGAGACCCUGUGGCCUCGGGACGCCCUCCUCUUUGCCGUGGACAACCUGAACCGCGUGGAAGGGCUGCUGCCCUACAACCUGUCUUUAGAAGUAGUGAUGGCCAUCGAGGCGGGCCUGGGCGAUCUGCCGCUCUUGCCCUUCUCCUCCCCUAGCUCGCCGUGGAGCAGUGACCCUUUCUCCUUUCUGCAGAGCGUGUGCCACACCGUGGUGGUGCAAGGGGUAUCGGCGCUGCUCGCCUUCCCCCAGAGCCAAGGAGAAAUGAUGGAGCUCGACUUGGUCAGCUCCGUCCUGCACAUUCCAGUGAUCAGCAUCGUGCGCCACGAGUUUCCACGGGAGAGUCAGAAUCCCCUUCACCUACAGCUGAGUUUAGAAAAUUCAUUAAGUUCUGAUGCUGAUGUCACUGUCUCAAUCCUGACCAUGAACAACUGGUACAAUUUUAGCUUGUUGCUGUGCCAGGAAGACUGGAACAUCACCGACUUCCUCCUCCUUACCCAGAAUAAUUCCAAAUUUCUCCUUGGGUCUGUCAUCAACAUCACGGCCAACCUCUCCUCCACCGAGGACCUGUUAAGCUUCCUGCAGGUCCAGCUUGAGAGCAUUAAGAACAGCACGCCCACAAUGGUGAUGUUUGGCUGCGACAUGGAGAGUAUCCGGCGGAUUUUUGAAAUUACCACCCAGUUUGGGGUAAUGCCCCCUGAGCUUCGUUGGGUGCUGGGGGAUUCACAGAACGUCGAGGAGCUGAGGACAGAAGGUCUUCCCUUAGGGCUCAUUGCUCAUGGGAAAACAACGCAGUCAGUCUUUGAGUACUAUGUGCAAGAUGCCAUGGAACUGGUCGCAAGAGCUGUAGCCACAGCCACCAUGAUCCAGCCAGAACUUGCCCUCAUUCCCAGCACAAUGAACUGCAUGGAUGUGGAAACUACAAAUCUCACUUCAGGACAGUAUCUGUCAAGGUUUCUAGCCAACACCACUUUCAGAGGCCUCAGUGGUUCCAUCAAAGUAAAAGGUUCCUCCAUCAUCAGUUCAGACAACAACUUUUUCAUCUGGAAUCUGCAACAUGACCCCAUGGGAAAGCCAAUGUGGACACGCUUGGGCAGCUGGCAGGAGGGAAAUGUGGUCAUGGACUACGGAAUAUGGCCAGAGCAGGCCCAGAGGCACAAAACCCACUUCCAGUACCCAAGUAAGCUACACUUGAGAGUGGUUACCCUGAUCGAGCAUCCAUUUGUCUUCACACGGGAGGUAGAUGAUGAAGGCUUGUGCCCUGCAGGCCAACUCUGCCUAGACCCCAUGACUAAUGACUCUUCCACAUUGGACAACCUUUUUAGUAGCCUUCAUAGCAGUAAUGAUACAGUGCCCAUCAAACUCAAGAAGUGCUGCUAUGGAUAUUGCAUUGAUCUGCUGGAGAAGCUAGCAGAAGACAUGAACUUUGACUUUGACCUCUAUAUUGUUGGAGAUGGAAAGUAUGGGGCCUGGAAAAAUGGGCACUGGACUGGACUGGUGGGUGAUCUUCUGAGUGGGUCAGCCCACAUGGCAGUCACUUCCUUCAGCAUCAAUACUGCACGAAGCCAGGUAAUAGAUUUUACCAGUCCUUUUUUCUCCACCAGCUUGGGCAUCUUAGUAAAGACCCGAGACACAGCAGCUCCCAUUGGAGCCUUCAUGUGGCCACUCCACUGGACAUUGUGGCUAGGGAUUUUUGUGGCUUUGCACAUCACUGCCAUCUUCCUCACUCUGUAUGAAUGGAAGAGUCCCUUUGGUCUGACUCCCAAGGGGCGGAAUAGGAGUAAAGUUUUCUCCUUCUCUUCAGCCUUGAAUGUCUGUUAUGCCCUCUUGUUUGGUAGAACGGCAGCAAUCAAACCCCCAAAAUGCUGGACUGGAAGGUUCCUAAUGAACCUUUGGGCCAUCUUCUGUAUGUUUUGCCUUUCUACAUACACAGCAAACUUGGCGGCUGUCAUGGUGGGUGAGAAGAUCUAUGAAGAGCUUUCUGGAAUACAUGACCCUAAGCUCCAUCAUCCGUCCCAAGGCUUCCGCUUUGGAACUGUCCGGGAAAGCAGUGCUGAAGAUUAUGUGAGGCAAAGCUUCCCAGAGAUGCAUGAGUACAUGAGAAGAUAUAAUGUACCAGCCACCCCCAAUGGAGUGGAGUAUCUGAAGAAUGAUCCAGUGAAACUAGACGCCUUCAUCAUGGACAAAGCCCUUCUGGAUUAUGAAGUGUCAAUAGAUGCUGACUGCAAACUUCUUACCGUGGGAAAGCCAUUUGCCAUAGAAGGAUACGGCAUUGGGCUCCCACCCAACUCUCCGCUGACCUCCAAUAUAUCCGAGCUAAUCAGUCAAUACAAGUCCCACGGGUUUAUGGAUGUGCUGCACGACAAGUGGUACAAGGUGGUUCCCUGUGGCAAGAGAAGCUUUGCUGUCACCGAGACUCUGCAAAUGGGCAUCAAACAUUUCUCUGGACUCUUUGUGCUACUGUGCGCAGGACUAGGUCUGUCCAUCUUGACAGCCAUUGGUGAGCACAUAGUGUACAGGCUGCUGCUACCACGAAUCAAGAACAAAUCUAGGCUGCAAUACUGGCUCCACACCAGCCAGAGAUUACAUAGAGCACUAAACACAUCAUUUGUAGAGGAAAAGCAGCCACGUUUCAAGACUAAACGUGUGGAAAAGAGGUCCAAUGUGGGACCCCGUCAGCUCUCCGUGUGGAAUACUUCCCAUCAGACACAUGACAACCAACGAAAAUACAUCUUUAGUGAGGAGGGAGAACAAAACCAGCUGUGCAUUGGGGCCCACCAGGACAUCCCUCUCCCUCCGAGGAGAAGAGAGCUCCCUGCCUCGCUGACCACCAACGGGAAAGCGGAGUCUGUACACGGGGCACGGAACUCAGUGAUGCAGGAGCUCUCGGAGCUGGAGAAGCAGAUUCAGGUGAUCCAGCAGGAGCUGCAGCUGGCUGUGAGCAGGAAAACGGAGCUGGAAGAGUAUCAACGGACAAAACGGACUCGUGAGUCCUAG